UGGAAAAACUAACAAUUGAUCAGCCAUCGGGAUUUUGAUUUAAAUUAUUGAUUUGUUUUUGAAUACAACUACAAAGCGCGAAUUUUGUGGAAGUUUUGCAAAAAAAUUCCUAUUUCUUCUUGUAGAAUUAACUGAAAAUCUUGCCCCGUUUGAUCAGCUGUGCUGUAGGCUGUAGCAACAUCAUUUUGUGUUGUUCAAUGAUACAGUUUUGAUCCAGAAAUGGAGUCCCUUUCAAAACAGGAGUUGAUAUCAACUAUAACAAAACAAGCAGAUCAGAUAAAACGAUAUGAAACACGACUUAGAGAUGUUGUGACAGCUUAUAAAGGCCUUGCAAAGGAAAAAGAAGCCUUGGAAAUAAGUUUGAAGGCCUUAAAUAAAUCAGAUACUAGUGAUAGUGAAGGAGUUGCAGAUGAUUCAGUUGCAGCACUCACAUUGUCACUAUCAACGUUGACUGCUGAAAAGGCUCGCAUGGAAGAAGCAUUCCAGGCUGAUAAGAAAGUUACCAGAGAUAAGUAUGAAAACGUCAUAUCGACCAUGAGAGAGGAGACAAGAACAUUGGUACAGCAACAUUUGGCUGAAAUUAAUAACUUGAAAGCUAAAAUUGCUUAUGAAAUUCAGGAGAGGGAAAAAGAGAGGGCUGAUCAUUCUGCAAUGAUGAAAGAACUUCACAUUAAACUGAACAGUGAAAGGAAAACCAAAGAAAAAUUGGAAGAUAAAGUGGUUCACUCUUCAGAAGCCCAAGCAUCCCACGCCGAACUGGAAAAGCGUGUCCGCGACCUAAGUAGCUCAUUAGAGGCAUCGCAGCGUCGCUUGCAGCGGGCUGAGGCGCGAACGGUGGAGACCCCGGCGUUGCUAGUACGCUUGCAGCAGAAGCUGGCGCUGCUGGAGCAGUCGCACUCCGUCGCCAUCAGAGAGGAGCAAAUAAAAGCAAAACGCGCCGAAGAAUCGGCUCGUAAGAUCUGCGCCAGACAAGAGGAACGCGUGGCUUUACUCGAGAGCAAGCUUGCCGAGCUAUCCGAGACUGUAGGCGUGUAUGACCUGAGGCGGAGAAGAGAUCAACAGCUGAUCCAGCAGUUGAAGGAGUCGUUGAAUGGACGGCUGAUGGACAAGAUUCAAGCUAAUGAGUAUGGGGAUGGAGCGGAAGGCGAAACUACACCCAAAAGUGAGACAGACAAUGAGAAACUGGCGGACAGCGAAUAUCUGCAAACACUAAUCGACAAAAUACACAUCCUAAAGAAAGAAUUGAUCGCUGAAAACGAAAAACUUGGCAGCCCCAUCGACAUAUCCACAGUUUUCAAAGUAGACGGCUAUGAGAAUGCCCAUUCAAAAUGCAGAGAAGAAUAUGAAAAAUUGAGGACGGAAUUUGAAACAUACAAAACUCUAAAUUCAAAGCCUGUUUCGAGUGGGGAUGACUUGCAGACUGAGAUAGAAGAUCUGAAGAGCGAGAUAGAGGUAUUAAAGGAGAAAGUGGAGACUUACAAGAUGAUGUUGGAUGAAGAAAAACAGGACAAAGUUGACACUUUGAAAUUGUAUGAAGAGAAACUAAAGAACGAGCAAGACUACCACUCCGAAGUAGCCUCCGACCUGAAAUCCCGCAUCCAAAGCUUGGAGAAGCAGGUGGCUACGCAGCGCGACCGCUACGCCGCCCUAUUGGACGAAACGGACAACUUUAUAAGGGCUAGGAACGACCGGUCUAGGAAGGUCAGCGUGGAAGACGGCCAUUGGAAGGAAGGAGUUCUUGGGGACGUGACAGCACCGCCGCAUAUGCUCCACUAUGCGCACGAGUUGGCUCGCAAAGACCUCGACAUAUCGCAGCUCAGGAAAGAGAAACACAUUCUCGAGGGGCAAUACAGAGAUUGUCAACGAGAGGCUACGAUUGAAAAAGAGCGUUUCAAAGAAGUGAUCCGAACGCUGAAGGAAGAAAUUGACAGACUCCGCCGUAUUCAAUCGCGAGAGGGCGCCAAUCUCGAAUACCUCAAGAACGUUGUCAUCUCAUACCUCAUGUCCACAGACUACGAAAGCCGCAAACACAUGCUUAACGCCAUCGCGGCUGUACUACACUUCACCAGCGCCGAAAAGACCUCUGUCUUGUCUAUUCUCUGAGGCAAAGACGUGACGUCGAUGAUCGCUAACUCCAUCCAGCCGAUAGUCGACGUUAUAGAGGAUCCGUUGCUCCAAAACGCCAUAGACGAACCCAUAGAGGUCGGCGUCUCAGAAAUGACGGCUACAGCAUCCACGAUCAUACAAGCGGUCACCCGUGGACAAGAUAUCCCGUACAUCAUACAUAUUAUGGCUAGAAUGUGGCGUUUACAUACUAGCGUUCCACCGGUGCCAGAGUAUGAUGAUUAUUAUGAUUAUUAUGCCGACGAUGCAAGCUACCCUACGUUUGUGAGGGUGAAUGAUGACUUCUUGUAGGAUGGACAAUAUUUGUAGUGUUAUUUGGUGUUUAGUUGGUAUACAGCUAUCAAGGAUUUAAAAUGUAUUUGAAUGUUAUGGCAAGACAAUAAGGUUUUAAAUGAAGGUGGCAACGAAAUUGGGUAUUUGUCACCACUCUCCAACAAAUCUAAAGCACAACGUUUUUAAAAGGCACUUCAUUCAAGUCUUAAAAAUUUAAUUAAUUUUAAAUUACUUGUAAAUUAAGAUUUUUGAUUGCAUUGUAAUUGAAAAAAGUAGUUUAAUUUUAAUAGUUGAAUAUUGACGUCUCUGGCUAGUAUUGCCAUACAAAAUCUAUGGGAGAGUCUCGUUUUGACAGUUUUAGAAAGUACGUCAAUAGAUUGGUGGUGGCAAAUACCCUAUUGCUGAUGUUUUAUUAAAUCUAUAGGGUGGUGUUGAAUCAAUUGAUGGAUUGAAUUUGAUCCAAGAAUAUUGAUAAAAGUGACUAAUCUGAAUGGAGCGUUUUGUAAUAAUAAAAUGUUAUUUAUCUAAUGGUGUUGUAGAACAUUAUAACACUAUAAGGCUAUUUACUAAAUGUUCUAUAAUAUCAAAGUAUAACUCGAAGAGGUUAUUUCAAUUUUCGUUUAACGUAAUAUAAUAUACUACAUAAUAUUCGUCUUGCAACCAUAUCUACAAAAAACUUGAUUAUAAAAUUGUAAUCAUUAUAUUCUUACUGUUUUAAAUUAUAAAUUAAAAGUAUUCUAGUCUAGUCUACAGAAAUAGAAAUA
Messenger RNA from Ostrinia furnacalis (Asian corn borer), 3161 nucleotides. It is a transcript of the gene GCC88, whose product is annotated as GRIP and coiled-coil domain containing 88 kDa. The transcript is spliced from 12 exons. The record is from RefSeq and is a predicted model, not a curated record. Gene Ontology annotation, cellular component: Golgi apparatus. Bases 220 to 2103 code for a protein of 627 amino acids. NCBI's taxonomy places the organism in Eukaryota, Metazoa, Arthropoda, Insecta, Lepidoptera, Crambidae.